Meloidogyne enterolobii is the source of this 747-nucleotide messenger RNA. Lineage: Eukaryota; Metazoa; Nematoda; Chromadorea; Rhabditida; Meloidogynidae. The record is from the annotation of a GenBank genome assembly.
UCGUGUUUGUUUGUUUGUCUGCCAUCCGGCAAUCGUCCUUACCCCAGUCGACCCUUUUUUUACAACUGUCCCUAUAUAUUAACCCCUUUACUCUUCCUCAAUCGUUACGCUCGCAUGCGCUUCCUGCUUGUGUUUUCCCGUCAUCUCUUUUUGCUCUUCCUCCAACAAUUCUCUCCGUCUUCAGUGUCCUCCGACCAUCCGUCACCACCACUUUCCCCCAACCGCCCAACACCGACCCACAAAACAGCCACACACCAAUCCUUUCCAGCCCCACCCACCCAUUUUCCUACUACUAGCCCUUCCCUUACCCCCAACCAUUUCGCCCCACAACAGCACACAAGUACUUCUUUCUUCAUCCGCUCCCCCCAACACUUCCCCCCAUUUUUUCCAUUCCUCCUCCACCAUUCUCCUCAUUUCUUCCUCUUAUCCACUGCCCCAGACCGAUCGACCAAUUCUUCCGCUGACAACAUCGUUUCCCCCAAAAUAUACACUUUCACCAACAACCACCUCCUUUUUUAUCCUUCGUUCCCUUACAAUUCCCCCACCAACACAGCCUCAGUGGUGGGUCCUCUCUUUUCGUUGCACCCCUUGUGCCCUUCUUCAGCCCCAUCUGCAGCCUUUCCCCUUGUUCGACGCCGCCGACGUGUGCUGAUGCAGCUUGGCCCCCUCCCCGGUGUUGGGGUUCUUUCCCUCCAAUUUGUAACGCUACGUAACCUCGGUUUCCUUUUUUUCCUUUUAGACCUUUAA